CGCCCCCUAUUCCCCCCACCUCUCGCCCCACGUCCCAUCCCGAUAACUAUUCUGGUCUCCAGGGUUUCCUCUUCCAUUCCCUUGUUGCAUUUGGUGUCGAGAGGGGAUCGCCACCGUCCGUCCGCCAGGCAUGAGGAUGAGCUGCAACGGGUGCCGGGUACUCCGGAAGGGAUGCAACGACAGCUGCACCAUCCGACCCUGCCUCCAGUGGAUCAAGAGCCCCGAGGCCCAGGCCAAUGCCACCGUCUUCCUCGCCAAGUUCUACGGCCGCGCUGGCCUCAUGAACCUCAUCAACGCCGGCCCCGACCACCUCCGCCCUGCUAUAUUCCGCUCGCUGCUGUACGAAGCCUGCGGCCGGAUCGUGAACCCGAUCUACGGCUCGGUCGGGCUGCUCUGGUCCGGAAACUGGUCGCUCUGCCAGGCCGCCGUGGAGAACGUCCUCCGGGGCGAGCCUAUCGUCCAGAUCUCCUCUGACUCCGCCGCUGCCGUCCCGCCCACCAAGGCCCACGACAUCCGCCACGUGGCGAAGAAAGCCGAUGCCGCCGCGGAGCUCCACAAGGUCGCCCAGCUCCGCCCCCGCUUCAAGCGCUCCGGCCACGACAUCAAGCCCAAGGCCAUGCCCGACUUCAUCGCCGCCGAGCCGGGCGGGGGCGACCCGGCCGUGGUCUGGGCCGGGAGCACCUGCGCGGUCGAGCAGCCGGCGAACGGGGGGGAGAGCCGGGAGAACGGGAGCGUGUUCUCGGUGGAGUCGGUGGAGGGGUCGCACGUGAGCCAGGCUGAGCCGCACGAGAGCGGGGCCGAGGCGGAGGUGGUCGGGCUGGAUCUGACCCUGGGGCUCCGGCCGGCCGAGGAAAGGCGGGUCGAGGUGGCCUCUCCGGGAGCUGACGCGUGUCGCGUGGAGCUGGGGCUUGGUCUCUUCUCUUGAACUGAUGAUGGCUGCAUGCACCCAUACAACAGCCAGAAGCCGAUAGCUCGUAGUGUCGCGGGGCGUGGCAAUUUUGUCUUUCUCAAUUUUUCUUCUUUUCUUUUGCAUCUGUAAACAAAUCCGCUGUAACAGGGUCUUUGUUCUCUUCUAUUCUCUCUCCUCUGUGACAGUCUUUUCUUGAACUUUUCUCGGCUUUAAACUUGCAACUCUGUCGUCGUUGUAUAGUGUUUUAUGUUGUUAUUUUCAUAAAAAACAACAUUUGCCAAAUA
This is a messenger RNA of Phoenix dactylifera (date palm), 1194 nucleotides long. RefSeq names its product LOB domain-containing protein 41-like. Gene Ontology annotation, biological process: regulation of gene expression. NCBI's taxonomy places the organism in Eukaryota, Viridiplantae, Streptophyta, Magnoliopsida, Arecales, Arecaceae. The record is from RefSeq and is a predicted model, not a curated record.